Dreissena polymorpha is the source of this 3645-nucleotide messenger RNA. Its product is annotated as kelch-like protein 29. The coding region runs from base 512 to 2248 and encodes 578 amino acids. The transcript is spliced from 10 exons. Gene Ontology annotation, molecular function: protein binding. The record is from RefSeq and is a predicted model, not a curated record. NCBI's taxonomy places the organism in Eukaryota, Metazoa, Mollusca, Bivalvia, Myida, Dreissenidae.
ACGAUCUUUAUACAGUACUGUGCUUUUUAUUUUACUGAACAAGCUCUUUCAUGUUUAGUACAUUUAUGUGCAUAUACUUCUAAUAUUUGUCUAGUUCUUUGUAGGACUCCUGCACAUUCCAUUUGUAUAGUAUGAAUUGUUGAUCAAAUUCAUCAUUGGCCUCUCUAAGUGGCUCCUUGUGGAGCUACAGGUUAUCCAGAUAUGAGGAAAGAUUAGAUAUACUGGAAAUGUCCCUUUCAAAAGGGGUCAGGGGUCCCUGGGCCUGGGUCCUGAUUGCCUACUGUCUCAUGCAAGGUAUUAGUUAAUGGGAUGGGGCUUCAAUCUGCAAUACCUGGCUUGUAACUAUUUCAAAUGACCACUAGUCCUACAUCUACACAGCCAUAAGAUAGUUGAACUCAAUUCACUAGAGACAAUGUUGCCCUAUAUACAAAGAUAACAGAAUUUUGUUGACUGGAGACUUGUAGAGCUAAAUGUUCACUGGGAAUAUUGAGAUGGCCAACAUAUCUGAAGUAUGGAACAGUUAAGAAUGCAGCAUGCUGAAAUCAUCAAGUCGGGUAUGGCAAGCCUGUUGAGGGACACGGACCUGGCUGAUGUGAACCUGACAGUCAAUGGGCGUGUGUUCCAGUGUCACAGGGCGGUGCUGGCGGCCGUGUCCCCGUACUUCCGCACCAUGUUCACUGGGAGCCUGCUUGAGGCCACCACACAUCAGACUGACAUCACUCUGCAGGAUCUUGAUGACAGCACAUUCAGUCAGUUCCGUCAGUUUGCCUAUACAGGCCGACUGGAGAUGGAGAAGGUAGAGCCGGUGGACAUGUUGGAAAUGGCAGCUCUCUUCCAGGUUGACUGUUUGCAAUCAGCAUGCGAGGGUCUGCUACUGAAGCAGCUGAAGGCACCAAAUUGCAUACAAAUGUUUCGACUGGCAUGCAUGUAUAACUGCCAAGAUCUCAAGUCUAAAUCCUGGCAGGUGAUGUUGGACCACUUUUGCAAUAUUUGGCAGAGCGAUGAUUUUGUCAAACUCUCUCUUGAGGAAAUUAUCGAAAUCGUGAAAGAGGACCGGCUAGUUACCCUGGAUGAGGAGCAUGUGUGUGAAGCAGUUCUCCGAUGGAUUGACCAUGAUUCCGAUUCCAGGCAGAAAUACGCCCUGAAGCUGUUCAGUCACGUGAGGUUGCCUCAUGUGAGGUCAGAGUUCAUCGUGCACAAGUUAUGUCAGGUGACUUACCUCGUGGAGAACGUGAAUUGUCGUCGACUUCUAGACGAGGCACAGCACUUUCACAUGAUGCCUGCCCGACAGAUGGAUUACAGCGGGCCGAGAAUGAAAUACAGGGUGGAUGAUGAUCAAGAUGAAGUUUUAUUGGUAUUAACAGAGAACAAGAGUGACAAGGGCUCAUUCUACGAAGGUGGAUACUGCCUCUGGGCCUUGAACUACCAGCAGUGCAGAUGGUUUACCCUGGCCCCAAUACCCAUGAAUGAGUCCCCAGGGACUCAUUUCGCCAUUUGCUCCUAUGGUUACGAUCUUUUCUUAUCUGGAGGAACUAACAACCCAAAGUCUCUGUUGCGAUACGAAAGUGAGAGAAACGAAUGGACAACAAGCACAGGUCAGCUGAGGAAGAUGAGAACACACCACACUAUGGUUGCGCUUGGCAACGCCCUGUAUUGCAUCGGCGGUCUGAGACAAGACGGUCCAAUCGGUUCGAUUGAGGAAUACAGUAUACCGGGUCACCGUUGGUUACCGGUGGGAGAACUAGUCCACCCGGUUCAUUCGGCGACCUCGGCUGUAUCCGGUGAACAGGUGCUUGUUUUCGGCGGUAUAGGUAAACACGGACAUGAAAUUAGCCAUGUUCAGGCUUAUCACGUGCGGCAUAAAGAACCGACGGUGAUUUCUCAGCUACCGUUCAUUUCUAAACAGUUUCACGCUUUGACUAUUGGGAAAGAUAUAUUUGUGCUUUCAUUGGAGCGGGAAAAGGAGCAUGUGCUGAAAUUGACGUCGGAUUUCGGCUUUGUUGACGCGGGCUUUGAUAUUUCACUUGACAAGAAAGUCUUGGGUGUCACGCACCAUGAUAAUUAUUUGAUGAUUUUGACUGAGGAUGAAUUGACAGAAGGUUACCUCGGUGAUGUGAUUAAGGUGAAUACAAAGACAUCUCAGGUCGAAGCAUUGGUAAUGGAAGGCAAACCCACUCCUAAACCAUUCCACGCCUGUCACAGACUGUAUGUUGACAAGAAGUUCCUAUAUCAUACCUACUUUCAAUAAUUACAAACUGUAUCAAAAUGAUUUCGUUACAACAGUUUAACAGUUUGAAUGCGAUUUAAUAUGUUGUAUUAAACGUUAUCUGUCUGGAAUAUUCAAACAUUUGAGGAUCAUGAUUACAGGUUCUUUAUAUUUUAUCUAGUAUGUAUUCAGAGGGGUUAUCACGUGAUAGUCAAGAUGGCGAAGUCCAUGCAGAGACAGUUACGUUUUAUAACCUUCAUUACUUUUGUUUAAUUUUUAAAUCGACGCUCACUUUCCAGCCAUAUCAUUAAACAUGUGAUUGGCGUUAAUUUCGCAUUAAAAUUGGCUUUAUAUCUCGACUUAACUCCUUGCAAAUAUUCUUAGUGCAUGGAGCUUUAAUUAGGUCAUCCCGCUAAGAAAAUAAGCAGCGAGUAAUUGAGAAAAACAGCGAGUAUCAACACGAAAUGAACGCAAGUAACUUUCUUGCUGAUAUGGCUGGAAAGUGAGCGGUAUUUAAACAAUAAAUACAAGUAAUAAAGGGUAUGAAACGGCGAAAAAUACUUGCCUCGGCAUGAACGUCGCCAUCUUGACUAUCACGUGAUUACCCCCCUCUGUUAUUGGAAACUAUUAUGUUGAUAUAUUCAUUAUAUCAAUCGCCGUGGCACAGUGGAGAAGGCGUCCGCCUCGAGAUCGGGAGGUCGAAGGUUCGAGCCCCAUGGGGAGCGUUUGUUUAAGAAUGGAUGUUUGAGCGUUAAAAAUGAAUGGUUACCGACUUCUAUCCGCCUGGCGCCUGGCAUAGUGAUAGGAGUUGGGAGGUACAUGGUAUACACGCUAAAAAGUGUCUCAUAUGCCAAAUUGGCUGGCCCUUUCAAUAGGGGUGACACUAUAAUAAAAAAUACCUUUACCUUUUCAUUAAGGGAGUCUUGUUAGUCUACAUAUUACAGUAUUGUAACAUUGUCGUUCUUUUACUUUUAUGUCAGAGUAUGUAUAAUUGUUGUACAUGUACUAAAUAAACUGAUUUGUUUCAAAGCGUUUGAUAUUUCGUCACAUGAGUACUGUAGAAUUGUUAUAAAGAUUAUUGUGGAAUUUUUGUGUGUUGUAACCUAUAUAGUUACAAAAAGUGUUUGUUGUCAUACGGUUUUAAUUUACUUUCACGGACGACCUUUUUUGUUACAUAUGAUAAUGAUCCUUUGUAUUAUAUAAAAAGUUAUAUAAGCUAUGAAAAUUGUGUGCAUGUUAUGGUAAGUGUGUCAAAGGUUUCAAUGAAACUAUGUGAUACAAGUAAACAUGCCAAGAAUAUAUAUUACAUGUAUCGUAAAAUGGUGGAAAACUCAUUUACAUCUAUUUAACCUCAAAGUGUGCAAUGAAAUAAACGAACUAUGCUUUUGGAAAACUAAAAUGUGUUCAUCAGACACAAAUAAAAUCGAAAUGAAUUUCAA